GAAAAGCUGAGUAAAUCAAUUGAUACCAUAAAUACUUAGAGAUACAUAAAGAUAGGCAUCACAACCAAACCAGUAAAAGAAAAUGUCUGAUGAACCAAGAUGUCUUCUGUCUCAUCCAGCUUUCACUCAGCAUAACUUGUCCAUGGACUGCGAAUCUGUCCUUCCCCUCGGCUGCUUUACCUGCGGCGGAAAAUACACUGUGAGGCAGGAAGAUUAUGUCAGGUUCUACUGCGAAACCUGCGAUGUGGAGUUCCACAACAGUUGUCAUAAGCGUCCCAGGAGGAUUACACAUCCUUAUCACCUCCAACACCCUCUCACUCUCUUCUAUCGCGACCCUGAAUCCGGAACCAUAUCCAACAUCAUCCCCGACGCCAACCCUUACGGGCCCGACAUAUUUCAACAAGAACCCGACACAUCUGAUGAAGGGAAGUACAAGUUUGUCGAUAUUGUUCCGUCCAAAUCUGAUAUCAUAUUCGACGAAUGCAAUUGGUGUGGAAGUGAUUUAAAAGGUGAUUGGUUCUAUCGUUGUUUGAUAUGUAGCUUUUGCUUGGAUCUCUCUUGUGUGAAAUCGUUUCCACCUCUUACUAUAAAAAACCCCAAAGGUCAUCACCACUCGCUCAUCUUCUUACCCCGGCCAUUACUAGUUCCAUGUGAUGCUUGUGGGUUGGUGAACGCGUUGGAACCAAGCUAUGCUUGUUUCCAGUGUAACUACAUGGUUCAUCAAAGUUGUAUCGACUUACCCCGAGUCAUCAAGAUCACGCGUCACCCACACCGUCUCCAUUAUAUUCCUUACCGUUCACCUCUGAGUUCCUUAUGCCGGAUUUGCUACAAAAAGGUUGAUGUCAAGUUUGGGCAAUAUUCUUGCGAUGGUGAGGGUUGCGUGUAUGUAGCCCAUUCCAAAUGUGCAACACAUAAGACUGUUUGGGAUAAAAAAGAGCUCGAAUGGGAACCAGAAGAGCCCGAUCGCGAAGAGGAUAUCGCACCUUUCAAGAACCUUGGUGAUGGUUACAUAAAGCAUUUUUGUCACGAACAUCAUCGUUUGAAGAUCAAGAAACAUGAUGGUGUUGUAGACAUAGAAAAGCUAUGCGAAGCGUGCGUAUAUCCUAUUGUCUCCAACCAAUUCUAUGAUUGUGAGGAAUGCGAUGAUUACUCUCUCCACGAGGUAUGUGCUGGUCUACCUAAAAAGCUGGAUCAUGCAUUGCACAAUCACACUCUUAUCUUAGUCCCAUCUCUCCCAAACUACACGUAUUGUUCAACUUGUUCCAGAACAUCCACUGGUUUCAAGUACAUAUGCUCUAAAGAGGAUUGUCAAAGGUUUAUACAAAUAGAUGUUCGAUGUGUUUCGGUUCCAGAGUGUUUCACCCAUAAAAGUCAUGAUGACCAUCCCGUUUUUAUAUCAACAUUCGAUAGCAACAAAGAUUGUAAACGUUACAAGAAAAGAUGUUCAGGGUCUCAUGUAGAGUGUCCGGAAUGUGAAUACGCUCUGUGUUAUCCAUGUGCUACCAUUCCAGAUGAAAUAAACUACAAGUACGACAAGCAUCCACUCACCCUUUCCUACGGCGAAGAAAAAAGCAGCAGCGCUGAUGAUGUCUACUGGUGCGAGGUGUGUGAAAAAUUAUUAGACCAAAAGGAAUGGUUCUACACAUGUGAAGAGUGUUGCACCACUAUCCACCUUCAAUGCUUAUUUGAAUCCUCUUUUUUUAUGAAGCCUGGUUCCAAGUUCAAGCUACAUUAUAUAUAUAAAUCUGCGGGAGUUAUCCGCAACAGUAGUAACAGUCGAGAACGUUGCAAAGCAUGUGGUAACCUUUGCACAUGUUCAAUCUACUACGAUGGCUACAAGGAUAUUGAGUAUGAAUAUUACAAAAACAUGAGUCCUAGAGUUCCUAUUUGCUCUUUCGAUUGUCUAAUUCAGGGAGAAUGGUAAUGUACACCUCUUUGUUGGUUGGUGUUACGUUCCUUUGUUUGUCAAACAUUCACUGUCUUCGAGUUCAUUAGUAUUUCCUUACAAAUUUUCUUUCAGUUUUCUCUUUGGAUAUGUGAUGGUUUCUACAGGGAAGAAAAAAAAAAAGCAAGUUACAACAGAUACUUUUUUCAAACUGACCGUAAAUAAGUUAACAAGAAAAGUUGAAUAUGUGUGGCAACCUUUGCACAGGCGCAUCUGCUUUCUUCCUGGUUCCAUUGUACGAUGGAAGAUGGAAACAACUUAAAGCAUUGAUGAUGCAUAAAGCUGCUUCAAAAGUACCAGGAAAACCUUGCAUUACUUCCACGCUACUGAUCGCACGAAUCCAAGAAGGGAAAGGAUGUG
Messenger RNA from Eruca vesicaria subsp. sativa (arugula), 2305 nucleotides. The record is from the annotation of a GenBank genome assembly. Lineage: Eukaryota; Viridiplantae; Streptophyta; Magnoliopsida; Brassicales; Brassicaceae.